This is a messenger RNA of Aspergillus sclerotioniger CBS 115572, 963 nucleotides long. RefSeq lists its product as uncharacterized. The record is from RefSeq and is a predicted model, not a curated record. Lineage: Eukaryota; Fungi; Ascomycota; Eurotiomycetes; Eurotiales; Aspergillaceae. The coding region runs from base 1 to 963 and encodes 320 amino acids. Gene Ontology annotation, cellular component: plasma membrane. Gene Ontology annotation, biological process: adenylate cyclase-activating G protein-coupled receptor signaling pathway; cell surface receptor signaling pathway. The transcript has 8 exons. Gene Ontology annotation, molecular function: G protein-coupled receptor activity.
AUGGAGCACGUUGCACUCUCGGCGCCUGAGCGGACGGGAGCCGAAGAGUUCCUGUCGCGAUUUGUUCUCAUUGUUUCGGCGGCUUCUAUGCUAGGAUCAGGAUGGGUUAUUUUGAGCUUCCUCGUUGUGCCAACUUUGCGUACUUUCCGCCAUCAAUUGAUACUUGGUCUUGGAGUCAGUGAAUUCUUGGCAGCAUUUAAUGUCGUCAUCUCGACCGGCCUGAAUGUCUCAGGCUCCGAGAUAUGGAGCUCAUCCUUGGAGCAAUUCUGCAACUUCAAUGGGUUCAUGGCCCAGACAUUUGUCGUGCAAACUGACUACUGGAUUCUCUCCAUUGGGGUUUGCACCUACCUGAUCCUGAUGGACCAUACUCGAGCCGCAUCCUGGAUGCAGAACCACAGAAUCAUCCUCUGGUGUGUCCCAUGGAGUCUCUCCCUCCUGUGGGCAGUGCUAGGCCUCGUUAUCGUUGGAUAUGGGAAUACCGGUGGCUGGUGCUGGUUCACCAGUGACCGUGUCCGCCUUCUCGCGAACUUUAUCACACGAUGGGCAAUCAUCUUUGUCAUCAUGUGUAUCUACACUCGUCUGGGCCUCUUCCUCUAUCGGUCCCACAAAGCGAUCUCAAGCGAUCACGAAGUUACCCUAGAGACCCUCCCCACAGAUCCACACCACUGGCAGCUUCUGGAUAUCGGCCACAGCUCUAUCCGGCUCCAUCGCUCGCCACAAUCACUGAAAAAGGUUUCUUUUCGAAUGAUGAUAUACCCGACAGUAUAUGCAAUAAUCUGGGUCAUUCCCACUGUUGUACGAAUCCACCAAGGCACAACAGGAAUGCGUGCUCCACUGGCGCUGGACAUUCUAGAAAAGAUAUGCAUCAUGUCCCAAGGAUUGGUUGACGCGCUCAUUUACGGGUUAAACGAGCGUUCCUGGAGUGGCUGGAUGGAGCGAUUGCGUUGGAUCGCUUGGCGAUGA